ACGUUCACACAUUGGUGAAGAGGCUGGUCUUGCAAUGCCUUUGAAUAUUUUACUUUUAGGCAGUUCCUCAUCAGUCAGCCACACACAUCCGAGGCGAGCUGAAGCUAACUACAGCCAUGGGCAGCACUAGGAGAUCUCACAUCUAAUCGCACGCAUCAUUCCUCCGGGAUAUUCUUUAAAUUCCAUAUCCAAACACGCUGACAGGCAGCUGCACUCACACACACACACACACACAUACACACACACACACAUCCACACGUCGCAGAGCCGCCGAGCAAACACCUUGUCUCCUCUCACAGGAUAUACCCGCUCACACACAUCUCUCUUUAUCUCCUCCUGGCUUCCCGGAGGAUCCUGCCGGCUGUUUUUCAUGGAGAAAGUCCAGGGAGAAAUGGAGAUUGAGAGAUGGGAAAGAAGUGAAGAAAUUUCAGACGCAGAAAAAAAGGUUAUUCAAGAGAUAUGGAGCAGAGUAUAUGCAAACUGCGAGGACGUUGGGGUCUCCAUACUCAUCAGGUUUUUUGUGAACUUCCCCUCGGCCAAGCAGUACUUCAGCCAGUUCAAGCACAUGGAGGACCCUCUGGAGAUGGAGAGGAGCCUGCAGCUGCGCAAGCACGCCCGGAGGGUCAUGGGGGCCAUCAACACCGUGGUGGAGAACCUCAACGACUCUGAAAAGGUCUCCUCUGUGCUGGCCCUGGUGGGCAAGGCCCACGCCCUCAAGCACAAAGUGGAGCCCAUCUACUUUAAGAAACUCACUGGUGUGAUGCUGGAGGUGAUUGCUGAGGAAUACCCCAACGACUUCACCCCGGAGGCGCACGGAGCCUGGACCAAGAUGAAGACCCUCAUCUACACCCAUGUGACAGCAGCCUACAAGGAGGUGGGCUGGGCUCAGUACCCCACUGCCACCCUGUGAGCGCCCAGGGGGCCACCAGAGGGGCAGGGAGGGCUCUGCUCCCCCCAGGACUUCGCUCUGGUCUCUUCUCAAGAUCUUUGCUCGGUUUGGGGAGCCCGGUAGGGCCAGUUCUGUCAGCUGCCAAGUCACAAUUUGAUCUCCAUGGGGUUUAAAAAGAAAGUAAAUAAGCCAAAAAAAAACACAGAACCAUGAGGGGUGUGGGUGGGUCGGGGUGAAGCAGUUGCAGGGGACGCUGGAAGGGGAUGCAGAGGGUGAGGGGAGAGCUUUGGUUGUUGGCUCCAUCUUCCUGUCCUGGCCUGUCCAUCACCACCUCCCAAAUCCUGCACCUCACUUGCACCAUCUCAAAGUCCCUUGCACAAGUGCUGCUGCCCCGUUCACUGAUGAACAACACAACCCUCAUUUUCCACGUGAGGCCCCUGGCUAAACCUGGCUUGGGGGGCACACCUGGAGCCCCCUGACUGCACCGAGAACUUUGCUUUGCUUUGCACUUUGUGUGUCACCGGGCAGGGCUGACAGUGGGUGCCCAUCACCCCGUGCUCCAGGUGGGCAGCAGAGCUCACCUGUCCUGUCACCCACAGCCCCUGUCCUGGGCUGGCUGCUGCAGCCCCUCCUGGGCUGGGAGAGAAGCUCCCCCAGAGCACCAGAGAGGGGAAGGAGGGGGAUGCCCCGGGGGGAUCCCUCAUGGCUCAGAGCAUGGUGUGUGGGUGGGAUCCCUGUGCCGUAGGUGGGGAGCUGGUGAGUCCCCCCAGUGCCCUGCAGCUCCCUGAGGAGGGACUUGGAUGGAGCCUGGUGUGCCCUGGGAGCUGCUGUGCGUAGCUCUGUCCUCUCAGUGACAAGGGGGGGUCAGGCUGUGACUAGGAGGAGGAAAGAUGGCACAGACACAUCAGGAGGGAUUCUGGUUAUGAGGAAAGGUCCCUUCUCUGUUAACAUGAAUAAAUACCUUGUGCAGAGCAU
Messenger RNA from Camarhynchus parvulus, 1864 nucleotides. RefSeq names its product cytoglobin (gene CYGB). Bases 371 to 910 code for a protein of 179 amino acids. Gene Ontology annotation, molecular function: oxygen binding; iron ion binding; heme binding. The transcript is spliced from 3 exons. Gene Ontology annotation, biological process: oxygen transport. Lineage: Eukaryota; Metazoa; Chordata; Aves; Passeriformes; Thraupidae. The record is from RefSeq and is a predicted model, not a curated record.